Messenger RNA from Sphenostylis stenocarpa, 543 nucleotides. Lineage: Eukaryota; Viridiplantae; Streptophyta; Magnoliopsida; Fabales; Fabaceae. The record is from the annotation of a GenBank genome assembly.
AUGGCUUCUUCAAUGAUCUCCUCCCCAGCUGUUACCAUCGUUAACCGUGCCGGUGCCGGUGCCGGCAUGGUGGCUCCAUACACUGGCCUCAAGUCCUUGGCUGGCUUCCCAACCAGGAAGACCAACAAUGACAUCACUUCUGCUGGAAACAACGGUGGAAGAGUGCAAUGCAUGGAGGUGUGGCCAACAGUUGGCCUGAAGAAGUUCGAGACUCUUUCCUACCUGCCAGACCUCACUGAGCCCCAAUUGGCAAAGCAAGUAGAAUACCUUCUGAGGAAUGGAUGGAUUCCUUGCUUGGAAUUCGAGUUGGAGCACGGUUUCGUGUACCGUGAGAACAACAGGUCACCCGGAUACUAUGAUGGAAGGUACUGGACCAUGUGGAAGCUACCUAUGUUUGGGUGCACUGAUGCUACUCAGGUGUUGAAGGAGCUUCAAGAGGCCAAGACUAAACACCCCAAUGGUUUCAUCCGUAUCAUUGGAUUUGACAACUAUCGUCAAGUGCAGUGCAUCAGUUUCAUUGCCUACAAGCCACCAGGCUACUAA